AUGCCAGACAGGCUUCGCCUGUCUGCCUUCAUCCACAUAAGACAGGUCGCACCAUGCACGCUAAGAAAAACCACCUUGCCCAGAAAACCACCCAUGCCGUCUGUCAACUCCACCAUGUUCACCAUGAGCAACUACAGCGUCUACUUUCUCAUGGAGCAAAACACCGUCAACCUCAACUGCUCCGUGUACUCGCUCACGCUGGGGCUGCUUGUGCUCCAGGACUACUUCUCGCACCAGUGGCUGGCCAACUUGACGGACUUUGUGCCCGCCUACUACGCCACCAACUGCUCCGUGCCCGACUUGGUGGCCCACAUCCUGAACCAGAGCGUGUCGGACGCCGACGUGCUCCGGUGGAUGCGCGACUUCAAAAACAACCCCUACAACAUCUCCGACAACGGCGACUCGUUUGUCGCAUUGCUCUACAUGAUUCUGGGGCUGUGUGUGUCGUGCUGGAUGUUGGAGCUCAUGUUUGUGUUGCUGCCCAAGUACAAGCGCAAGCCGCUCCUCACGCACUUGGCCACGGUCAUGUACCUGGUUGUGCUCACCAUCAUCUUGGCGCAGAUCACCGCCGUGUCACGCGACGAGUACUACUCGGACACGCUUGACAUGAUCAAGAUCCUCAACAUCGUCAACGACAAGCGCAAGUACCCGACGGCCAUCACCAUUCUGCAGCUCUUGACCAACUUGGCGCUCGUGCACCUCGGCGUGGCCAUGACGCGCCAAACGUGGAAACGCAUCAACGGCGCCGUGGGGCUUCUUCUUACCGUGGCCAACUUGGUCGCGAUGGCCGUGCGCCAGGCCCAGUUGGACGACUUUGCCAAGCUCAGCGUGAAAAACCCGUCGCCCGCCAUGUUCGCCCAGCACGUGUGCCAGCUUCUCAUCAUCCUCUGGCUCGCCAUGCUCUUGGCCUACCACACGCUCUUUGGCACGGCGUCCGCGCCCCGCCAGGUGGCCUACUCGCGCAAGCUCGUGCCGCUUGCCCUGUUGACGUGGUUUCUUGUGGCGCUCCAGUUUGUCAUGGUUCUCCUCACCGCCACGCUUUGGCGCAACGACUGGCUUGUGCGUGCCUGGAUCACCUUCUUCCCCUACGUGCUCAGCAUCUACGUGUUGACCUGCUGCUGGGAGUGGGUGCACUCGAUCCGCGACUUGGAGCUGAAGCUCGAGCGCGUGGGCAUGUUGGGCCGGCCCAUCAGCAUGGACGACAUUGGCGGCUUUGAUGCGUCGAAACACAACCGGCCGAUCCAGCGGCGCUUUUCCGCGUGGAAAAAGAUGCUUUUCGGCUCCGAGGCGUCGCAGUUUGUGCUGGACAAGGACUUGAGCUCUUCUGGGUCGAGCCUGGACGCGCAGAACCCAGAGGGAAACAGCGAAAGCGUCAACCAAGGCGUAAAUCAGAACACUGAAAACACUGAAAACGCUGAAAACACUCACACUCACACUCACACUCAGAACACCGGCGCCGGCCAGAAUGCUAACCUGGCGGAGACAGCGGCACACGUUCACAGCAACCACAGCAUUGGCCAUCUUCAAAGUGGCAGUCACCCCCACUCGGAGCUGGAUUUCGAAUACGAGGUCGAAUACGUCGACGACUGGGACGACGCGCCACAAGAAGGAACCUCGCAUGAUCUUGCCGGCCAUGAUCAUGACGACUUGCCGUCGUUUCGCCCGCAUCCGGGCUACUCGAUCGACGACUACUGGGACGAAAAAUAA
Messenger RNA from Clavispora lusitaniae ATCC 42720, 1707 nucleotides. NCBI's taxonomy places the organism in Eukaryota, Fungi, Ascomycota, Pichiomycetes, Serinales, Metschnikowiaceae. The record is from RefSeq and is a predicted model, not a curated record.